Abrus precatorius (Indian licorice) is the source of this 1391-nucleotide messenger RNA. RefSeq names its product protein unc-50 homolog. The coding region runs from base 262 to 1026 and encodes 254 amino acids. NCBI's taxonomy places the organism in Eukaryota, Viridiplantae, Streptophyta, Magnoliopsida, Fabales, Fabaceae. Gene Ontology annotation, cellular component: Golgi membrane. The record is from RefSeq and is a predicted model, not a curated record. The transcript has 10 exons.
AAGGCCUCUUUGCCCAGUAAAUUAGACAGCGUGGGUCAGAAGGUGAUUUGAGUCGAACUGGCCCAGGUUGUUUGGUGUAGAGUCGUUUUACUUUUCAGUCCUUCGCCAUCUCGCAUCUCAGAGUCUGAAGCAGCUACCGGAGAGAGAGAGAGAGAGAGAGAGAGAGAGAGAGAGAGAUCACAGUAAGAAAAAGGAAAAACAGAAUCAAUCGUGGAUCGUUUGCAGAGGUAAAGGAAUCGAGAAGAGAAGGAGUGACCGAAGAUGUUACCCACAGCUUCCAAAGGACGUUCUUCUUCCUCCUCCUCCUCUCGACCUAAUAACCCCAUGUUGCUUCCCUACCUCCGCAGAAUCAUCAAGUGGCAACAAAUGGAUAUUGAAUAUACUUUUUGGCAAAUGUUUCAUCUAUGUACGUCACCGAAAGUUGUCUAUCAGCAUACUAAAUAUCACAAACAAACCAAGAAUCAAUGGGCACGUGAUGACCCUGCAUUUGUUGUGAUCUGCAGUCUUCUUUUGGCAGUUGCAACUUUGGCAUAUUGUGCAGCGUAUGACCAUAGUACUGCACAUGCACUUCUUGUUGUCUUUUCCGUGUUGCUUUUCCACUUUUUAUUGACUGGUGUAUUUCUGGCAACUUUUUGUUGGUUCCUGACUAAUGCUUAUCUUCGAGAAGAGGCUCCAAAUAGUUAUGUGGUUGAACAGCGUGUUGAAUGGAUGUAUGCAUUUGAUGUGCACUGCAACUCUUUCUUCCCAAUGUUUGUUUUGCUAUAUGUGAUCCAUUAUUUUCUAUCUCCUCUGUUGGUGGCUCAUGGUUUCAUUCCAGUAUUAUUGUCAAAUCUUUUGUUCAUGGUGGGAGCUUCAUACUAUCAUUAUCUAAAUUUCUUAGGUUAUGAUGUUCUGCCCUUUUUGGAGAGAACAACCUUCUUCCUGUAUCCAAUUGGCAUCGUAAUUGUGCUUUCUCCCAUUUUGAUUUUGAGUGGCUUCAAUCCUUCUAGAUACUUUAUGAACAUAUACUUCAGCCAUCAUAUAUGAGCUUUCCAGCUAAAACUUUUGACCUAUCAACGUCCGUGAGGUUAUAGAGUAUUGAGAGACCACAACAUGAGAAGGCUUUAAUGAAUGUUUGUUUGUUUGUUUGAAGAAUGCAAUGGCCCAGCAACGGUUCCUUUUAGGCCUUCUACUACUACUACUACUACCGAUCGAAGUUUGACUGUAGCAAGCCAGGGUAGUCAAUGUAUUUUUUACAACUAUUAAAUAGAAUAUUUGGUCAAAUCAAUAUACUCAUUGUAAUGAAUUUUCUUUGUCAAUCUGAUAGCUUUCUUCCCGACAAAGAACAAUUUCUAUUGAAUAUAUUCUUUCAUGAGGCUCGAUAUGCUCUCCGAUUGAAUGGUUGUUUCCUC